AUGCUGGGCAUGGCAUGCAGUUUGCAGAAGCUAUUUGCUGUAGAAGAGGAGUUUGAAGAUGAGGACUUCUUGUCUGCUGUGGAGGACACGGAAAACCAGUUUGCUGGCUCGCGGCCCGUGAAGGCUGGGUGCCUGAGGUCCGCCUCUUCCCGGCAACAGGAGAGUGCACAGGCAUGGUUUUCCGCGCAGCCACCCUCAUGCCCCACCGCCCCUUCAGCAGCCCUGAGACCCCACCUUCCUCCUUCCAGCAUGCCUCCAGCAACAGCCCCCCUAAGACCGAGCUCGACUUCCAGCAGCUGGACAGGCAACCAGAGGAGAGUGGUGCUGACAGAGGUGCUCAGAGGGCCGGCACAACCCCAGUCCUCGGGCCCCCAGCCCCGGUUCACCUGUGAACGCCAGCAUCAAGCGACUGAUGACUUUGAGGGCGCUGAACAAGAUGAAUUUGAUAGGGUGCUGGCAAGCAUGGAGCUGGAGGGGCCUGGCAUGGAGCUAGAACUUGGGGUUGGCAGUGAGGCCCCAGGUCGCCUACCCACCUGGCAGCAGGAGGACUCAGUGUUAGCAAAAAAGGCCCGGGUGGUUGCUCUGAGCACAUCUUGCCAAGAGGAACCCCUGCCUGCCACCCAUGUAACAGGUGUCACCUCAGCCCAGGAAGAGCCUCCAGAUGGUCUCGUCCACUGCAGGACUGCACAGUCCCACUUGAGACCUCGUGCAGAGGCUAACUUACCUUUCCCAAAUGCCUCAACAGUUCCCACUGAGCAACCCCAUUGGGAAGCCUGUCCCAAAGGUCCCUCUCUUCAAGCACCCCUGCCUCUCCAAGCUGCUGGUGGCCCCAUUCAGAGGAGCCCUCAAAGUCGUUUUCCCCAUCAGCCUUUCCAAUCUCCAAGUGCCCAUGUAAGUGGCAAACCUCACUUUCCUGGACCACGAACCCCCAAUUCAAGCUAUUCUACUCCCUCAAGGACUAUCCCUGGAAUCAUUCCUCAGAGGGUCUUAUCACCCCGGGCUCCAGUGUCUUCUUUUGCGUCUCCUAUCGGCACCCCAAAAGGCCCACACUCCUCCCUGGCUGCCCAGGGAGCAGCUCUGCAGACACCCGUAGUCACCAACCACCUGGUGCAGCUGGUCACAGCUGCCAACCGGACACCCCAGCAGCCCACACGCUCCUCAGUCCGCACCAAAACCCGACGCUUCCCUGGCCCUGCCGGGAUCCUGCCUCAACAGCACAGUGGGAAAAAUCUGGAGGAGAUCAUGGUUUCCACCCCCCAGACUCCAACUCAUGGUGCUCUGGCCAAAUUCCAGACAGAGGUUGCUACUAGUUCUCAGGCGCCAGUGGAGGAGGAGUUCGGACGAGGACCCUGGCUGGCUAUGAAAUCUUCUCUGGGCCUGGAUGACAGAGACCCCUCCUGCUUCCUCUGUACCUACAGCAUCGUCAUGGUGCUGCGGAAGGCAGCCCUGAAGCAGCUUCCCAGGAACAAGGUGCCCACCAUGGCAGUGAUGAUCAAGUCCCUGACUCGGAGCACCAUGGACGCCAGUGUGGUCUUCAAGGACCCCACAGGAGAGAUGCAAGGCACAGUGCACAGGCUGUUGCUUGAGACACGCCAGAAUGACCUGAAGCCUGGCUCAGUGCUGCUGCUGAAGCAGAUUGGAGUGUUUUCUCCUUCGCUCCGAAAUCAUUACCUCAACGUGACACCCAACAACCUGGUCCACAUUUACAGCCCAGAUUCUGGGGAUGGGAACUACCUCAGGCCAUCGCAGCCCUCCCUUAAGGAUCCAGGAGGCCUUCAGCAGAAAGAGGCGGUUAGGCCUGGGAAAGGCCCCAAAACAGCUCAGAACCCAGAAGAAGGGGCAUCCCCUGUGGGAGAGCUCCCAGAAGCAGAUGACCUGGAUGGUCUCCUGAGUGAGCUCCCUGAGGACUUCUUCUGUGGGGCCAGCACUCUGGACUGCCCCAAGGCAGGUUACCCGCCGUGAGCAGGCCUCUACUCAGCUCUCACAAGGCUCCAGUCGUGUCCGGUCAUGUGCAAGGGAAAGAGCGAGACCAGCACGACUGGAGAACAGACGCCUCAGGACUGGCUGCUCCCACCCUGGGUGCUUUCUGGGAAACACCUGCGUCCCUCAGGCUGUGCACUAUUGUCACUUUGAUCAUCCUUUGUGGUACCUGAACUCGACCCCAGACUGCUUCCCAGCCCUCCUGUCCUCCAGCCCUCUGGUGCAUCGCCUGCCAGCAGGGCAGGUGUGUCACCUCCAGCGCCACACUCCUGCCUCACCUUGCCUGUGGAGCUCACGGCCUUCUCCUUUUACUGCCUCGUCCCGGGCACCCGAGGAGCCGCCCGCCGCAGUGGCCUCUGCACAGGGAAAUGGUGGACUUCCCUCAGCUUUGUCUCUGGAA
Molecule: messenger RNA, 2380 nt
Organism: Condylura cristata (star-nosed mole)
Lineage: Eukaryota; Metazoa; Chordata; Mammalia; Eulipotyphla; Talpidae
Gene: HROB
Product: chromosome unknown open reading frame, human C17orf53
Exons: 10
Coding region: 1-1962 (653 amino acids)
Biological process (GO): recombinational repair
Source: RefSeq, a predicted model, not a curated record